AUGACGAAAGAAAAGAAUGCCUCUGACUUAUAUCAGAGGAUCUCUCAGUUGGAGCAUAUCCUUAAGAGACCUGAUACAUAUAUUGGGUCUGUAGAAAUGCAGGAUUCUCUACAGUGGGUUUACGAUGAGGAAACUGACUGCAUGAUAGAAAAGCAAAUUAAUACUGUUCCUGGUUUAUUUAAGAUCUUUGAUGAAAUUUUGGUGAAUGCUGCUGAUAAUAAAGUUCGUGAUCCCUCCAUGAAGAAAAUAGAAGUGGUAAUUAACCGUGAAGAAAACAUGAUUGAGAUUAAAAACGAUGGAAAUGGUAUUCCAAUUCAAAUCCAUGAUAAGGAAGGUAUAUACAUUCCUGAGUUAAUUUUUGGUUACCUACUGACUUCUUCCAACUAUGAUGAUGAUGAGAAAAAGGUUACAGGUGGUAGAAACGGUUACGGUGCAAAAUUAUGCAAUAUAUUCUCAACUGAAUUUCAUCUAGAAACAGCUGAUCCAAAGACAGGACAGAAGUACUAUCAAAAGUGGGAAAAUAAUAUGAGCGUUUGUUAUCCUCCAAAGAUCACCUCUUACAAGAAGGGACCUUCAUAUACUAAGGUUUCUUUUAAACCAGACCUAAAGCGAUUUGGAAUGGAUGUCCUAGAUAAUGAUAUAAUUGGUGUCAUGCGAAGACGGGUGUACGAUAUCAAUGCGUCUGUACGUGGUGUCAAUGUCUACCUAAAUGGUGUUAACCUAAAGAUUAAAAGCUUCAAAAACUAUAUUGAACUUUAUAUGAGAUCACUAGUGAAGAAGAAAUUACUGCAGGAGGGCGCAACACCAGAAGAGCUUACUGAAAAAGCAAACAUAUCUUCUAUUGUGUAUGAAAGGGUUAAUGAUCGUUGGGAGGUAGGUUUUGCUGUGUCUGAAGUGUCUUUUCAGCAGGUGUCGUUUGUUAACUCUAUUGCAACUACUUUGGGAGGUACACAUGUCAAUUAUGUUACUGAUCAAAUUGUAAAGAAGGUGGCAGAAUCGCUUUCAAAGGAGAAGAAAAACAUUAAGCCGUUCCAAAUCAAAAACAACAUGUUCAUAUUUAUCAACUGCUUAAUUGAGAAUCCAGCCUUCACAUCUCAAACAAAAGAACAGCUGACUACAAGGAUUAAGGACUUUGGAUCUAAAUGUGAAAUCAGUAGCGAUUUUGUAAAGAAGAUUAUGAAAACAGAGCUAGCUACCAAGAUUUUUGAAAUUGUUAACGCCAAUGCCGCGAAAGUACUUAAGAAAACGGAUGGUUCGAGGAAAAACAGGAUAACGGACUACCCCAAGUUAGAAGACGCAAAUAAGGCAGGAACUAAAGACGGCUACAAAUGUACAUUAGUUUUGACUGAAGGUGACUCUGCUUUGUCGUUAGCUGUGGCUGGGUUGGCUGUUGUUGGUAGGGACUAUUACGGUUGUUAUCCUUUAAGAGGUAAAAUUUUAAACGUGAGAGACGCAACCAUAGACCAGGUCAGUAAAAACAAAGAAAUCCAGGCUAUUAAAAAAAUUAUGGGCCUUCAGCAUCAUAAAAAAUACAAGGAAGAAGACAUUAAACAUUUGAGAUAUGGGCAUGUCAUGAUCAUGACCGACCAAGAUCAUGAUGGGUCUCACAUCAAGGGUUUAUUAAUUAAUUUCUUUGAAAGUACUUUCCCUGGGUUGCUUGAUAUACCGGGUUUCUUGAUUGAAUUUAUCACUCCAAUUAUGAAAGUUACCAUUUUGAAGCCAAGAAGACAGGUAUUGCCAUUCUACAACAUUCCAGAUUAUGAUAAAUGGAGAGAAGAAGAGUCUUACAAGUAUACUUGGAAGACUAAAUAUUAUAAGGGGUUGGGAACUUCAACUCAGCAGGAGGCUCGGGAGUACUUCUCAGCAUUAGAUGUCCAUAUUAAAAAAUUCCAUGCUUUAGACGAAGGGGAUAGUAGUUUGAUUGAUUUAGCGUUCAAUAAAAGAAAGGCCGAUGAUAGGAAAGAAUGGCUAAAACAGUACCAGCCCGGCACCGUUUUAGAUCCCUACUUAACUGAAAUUCCAAUUUCGGACUUUAUUAACAAAGAAUUGAUCUUAUUUUCCCUAGCGGACAAUAUAAGAUCAAUUCCACAUUUGCUUGAUGGGUUUAAACCCUCUCAAAGAAAAGUUAUCUAUGGGUCCUUAAAAAAGAACUUGAUCAACUCUGAAAUUAAAGUACAAGGUCUUGCCUCUUAUGUGACCGGGCUUACUGCAUACCACCACAGUGAACAAUCCUUAGUGCAAACUAUUGUUAGUUUGGCACAAGACUUCGUCGGUGCCAAUAAUAUCUAUUUACUAAUGCCUAACGGUGCGUUUGGUACCAGAGCUGCUGGUGGUAAAGAUUGCGCUGCUCCAAGAUAUAUCUUCACUCAGUUGAAUAAACUAACAAAACAUAUUUUCAAUCCUCUAGAUAACAAAUUAUUAACAUACAUUGACGAUGAUGGUCAAACUGUUGAACCUCAGUGGUAUGUACCAAUUUUGCCUAUGGUAUUAGUUAAUGGUGCGGAGGGUAUUGGUACUGGUUGGAGUACUUCAAUUCCACCCUUCAACCCACUAGACAUCGUCAAAAACCUGAGAAACUUAAUGAAUGACAAAGAAGUAGAAGAUAUGGCUCCUUGGUUUAGGGGCUGGAAGGGCUCACUGGAAAAAAUUGACGCCCAGAGGUACAGAAUAUAUGGUAGGAUAGAACAAGUUGGAGAAAAUACUCUUGAAAUCACAGAACUACCAGCCAGAACGUGGACGGGUACGAUUAAGGAACAUCUAUUGCUGGGCCUUAGCGGUAAUGAAAAGGUAAAACCCUGGAUUAAGGAUAUGCAGGAGCAACACGGCGCCUCAAUAAAGUUUGUCGUCACAUUGUCCCCAGAAGAAAUGGAGAAGACUCGAAAGAUUGGGUUUUACGAACGAUUUAAGCUUGUCAGCACCAUUAAUCUGAGUAACAUGGUUCUAUUUGAUGCCCAGAGCAAGAUUAAGCAAUACACGGAUGUCAAGGACAUCCUAAUUGACUUCUAUUUUGUCCGACUAGAGUACUACCAGAAGAGAAAAGACUACAUUGUCCAGCAAUUAAGAUGGGAAAUGGAAAAACUUUCUUUCCAAGUCAAAUUCAUUAAAAUGAUCAUCGAUGGUGAUUUAGUGAUCAGCAAGAAAGCUCGAAAUGUUUUAAUGGAGGAGUUAGAACAGCUUGGCUUUCCUAGGUUCGAUUCAAAGGGUUGCCCUCAUUAUGAGAAGCUGGCUAGUGAGCAGGGUGCAGUGGAUUCAGAUAAUGAAAUUCAAGUGCCCGAAGUCGUAGAAGAAGAACUGGAAGAAGACCCCGAUGUCGUUAUAGGGUCAAAAGAUAAAUUUGGUACCUUCGAAUACUUGCUAAGUAUGCGAAUCUGGUCGCUAACGAAGGAAAAAUACGAAAAGUUGAUACAGGAGAAACAAGCAAAGGAGACAGAACUAGAAAAACUGCUGAAUAUGUCUGCAAAGGACCUGUGGAACGAUGAUUUAGACCAAUUCAUGAAGGAAUACGAUGAAUUUAUCAAAUAUGAUACAGAGGUGCGUGAAACUAUCACACCUGACGCAAGCAAUAAAGCCAGAGGCAAAAAGCGCAAAAAGGGCGACGAUGACGAAUACGACCCCAAAACCAAGAAGAAACCUGCCAAGGGCACCAAGAAAAUAAAAACUGAACCUGCAGUUGAAAGAAUCCUGAUUGAGCCAUCAGUAGUUGUUCCUUCAAAGAAACCGGCAAGAAUAAAGAGCGAGACUUCAUCUAGGUCUGCCUCAGCAGAAGAUACCACCCCUGCCCCAAUCCUUAAAAAGGAACAGUCGGCCAGCGCACCAGAGGAACCUACCACAGUUUUUGACGAGACCACAUCCGAUUCCAAUGACGCCCUAAGCAUCAUCUCCAAGUUUAAGAAGGCUUCCGCAAACUUUGACAACGCAACCGAAAGCGCAGCAGCAGCCGCAAACCCCACAAACCCACCUAAAUCCACUGAUAAAAAAUUAAAGACAUCCGCAGCAAACUCUAAAAAGAAAGCAAAACCAAGGAAAAAACCGGUCCUUGACGACAGCGAUCUAGACCUUGAAAUAGAUAUGGAACCCAUCCUUACAAAGGGUACUAGAGCCACCCGAAAUAAAUCAACAAAACCAUCAUAUACUGUAGAUCUAUCGGAUGACAGUUUUACAGAAGAAGGAAACGUAAGCGACAGUGAAAACGACCAAGAGGACCCGUUGUCAGAGCAAGAUUCUGACGCUUCAUUUGUGGAGGAAGAAUCAGAGUAG
Eremothecium sinecaudum is the source of this 4257-nucleotide messenger RNA. It is a transcript of the gene TOP2, whose product is annotated as DNA topoisomerase 2. Gene Ontology annotation, cellular component: nucleus. Gene Ontology annotation, biological process: DNA topological change; resolution of meiotic recombination intermediates; sister chromatid segregation. The transcript has a single exon. The coding region runs from base 1 to 4257 and encodes 1418 amino acids. Gene Ontology annotation, molecular function: ATP binding; DNA topoisomerase type II (double strand cut, ATP-hydrolyzing) activity; DNA binding. NCBI's taxonomy places the organism in Eukaryota, Fungi, Ascomycota, Saccharomycetes, Saccharomycetales, Saccharomycetaceae. The record is from RefSeq and is a predicted model, not a curated record.